AGAACACAAUAUGGUGCCAAGAAUGGACUUCACACAAGUUCUGAUUUCAUGCUCAUUGGCUAUGCGGGGGCUGAAAAUCUGAGAGAAAAUCAACAUCAUGUCGAAAGAUGUUAACAGAUACAAGGUGUUUCAAACCACCAGGGUGCGGAAGGCACUGAAGAAUGAUGGCUGUUGGAUCCAUAAAUCAAAAGAGGAGGAGGAAGAGCAGGACAAAGCAAGGACAGACCCUGAUGUGGAGACCAAGCCCGCUUCGGUCAGACAGAAUUCAUACGUCCUGUCCACAGCCAAGAAAUUUGAAUCACUUGAUUCUCCGAUGAGCCCUCCCUUCCAAAAGCUGCAAUUUGCUCCAUCUGAAGGCAAUUCAUCUAAUCAGGCAAAUGGUGAAGUUAUUCCUCCCCAAAAAGAUGCUCAGCCUGAGGGGUCAACAGUGGAGACCACAGACGAUGCAAAGCCCCAAGCACCCAAAGAAGAACUUAUCCAAAACGGCGGGACACAACCUGAGAAGUCAGACGCCAACACAACUGUUGAAAACAAUCAGGAACAUGCUGCAGUUGACCCGGCCAAUGUAGAACACAAUGACGGGGCUGCUAAGGUCUCUGCAGAGGUUCAUGUUGCAGAAUGUAUCCAAAAUGGUGAUGCACAACCAGGUUCUUCAACAAGUCCUGAGACUGUGUCUCCUGUGGAGCCAGUUGAGCAACCAGUUACCAAAACAACUGCAGAUGUUCCCGUGGAAGACCCUGUUGCAGAACCCUGUGCUGCAGCUGUCACAGAGGAGAAUAAAGCAACCGCUGAAGUCCCUGUAGUGCCUGCAGUCGAACUGAAACCUCAAGAGGAGCCUUCAACCAAAACAGAAUCAGUAGGCCUAUAUAUAACACAUUUGAAGGAUACAGGAGUAGAAUCUGUUCAACCUGCAGAGGUUAGCUGUGAGAAAUGUCCUCCAGAGCAGGCUGGAGAAAAAAUCGUUGAAGCUGUAGCUGAGGUUGUGGUGAAGUCAUCGCCUGACACAGCUGAUGUGGUUAGUGCAACACCAGGAAAAGAGCCUGCUCUCCAAAAUGGUGUUGAUGCAGUGGCUGAGGUUGCUGUGGCACCUGCAAACCCUGCUGUGGCACAUGCAUCAGGAGAAGAGGCUGCUCCCCAAGCCAGUGCUGAAGCUGUAGCUGAGGUUGUGGUAAAGUCAUCACCUGACACGAGUGACGAGGUUAGUGCAACACCAGGAAAAGAAGCUGCUGCUCCCCUAAACAGUGGUGAAGCUGUAGCUGAGGUUGCCAUGGUGCCUGAGACCCCUGAUGUGACACAUACAGCAGGAGAAGAGGCUGCUCCCGAAAAUGGUGUUGAAGCUGUAACUGAGGUUGUGCUAAAGUCAUCACCUGACACGUGUACUGAAAUUAAUGCAACGCCAGGAGAAGAGGCUGCUGCUCCCCCAAACAGUGGUGAAGCUGUAGCUGAAGUUACUGUGGAGUCAUCACCUGAGACCCCUGUAGGUGGUGCAGCAGGAGAAGAGCCUAUGUAUGAAGUUAUUCUGGAACCUGUCCCUGACUUUGCGGGAGAACCUGUGUCCAAAUUACCCUCUCAAUCUGCUACUAAAACUGCUACAGAGGGGACUUGUGAGAAAGGUCCUCCACAACAGACUGCUCAGGAAACUGUUGAAGCUGUGGGUGAUGUUGCUGUGAAGUCAUCACCUGAGACCCCUGCUGUAACUGGUGCAACAGAAGAAGAGGCUGCUCUCCAAGUCAGUGUGAACCCGGUCCCUGACUUGGUGGCAGAUACUACCAAACCUGCUGCUGAAACUGCAGUCAAGUCUGUAGAUUGUGAAGUUGAGCCUGCAGCUCCAGCAGAGCCAGUUUUUCAGACCAGAACCGAAGAGGUAGUUGAGUGUGAAGUCCAGCCUGUUGACAACACUGUUGUUGAGCAAAGUGUUGAGCCAACACCUGAGAGUGCAGCAGAUCACGUGGGGGAGUUGGAUGCUGUUAAACCAGUAACAGAUGCUGAAGCUGUUCCGGAUAAAUUCUCUGACAGACCCAUUGAACUGUCCGAAGCAUUAAAUGGGGAACUACCAAAAACCGAAGCUGCUCCUCUGCCUCUGAAAGAUCCAGAUCAAUCUCACACUGAAGAGACCAAGCUGAACCAACACUCUGAUGGUACCAACACCUCUGAGAUGUUUCAAAAGCCCAGGACGAUGCUGCAAUACUCACCAAGUCUAUUCAAGACCAGGUGUACCAAAGUGUGUUCAAUCUGUCUCAAAACAUUUGAUGGGAAUAUCAAGCUCCACCUCAGUGACCCCGCGGUGACCUGCCACCCAGAAUGCCUAAAGUGUGGUGUGUGCAACAGGGUCCUGGGAGAUUUGCUGACCCCUAUGUUCUUGCAUGGCCAAGUGGUCAAAUGUGGCACCUGCUUUGCAGCAGCUCUCAGUGCCUGAAGCCUAACCGGGACAAAGACGUCGCUGGAGAGGACUCAAAGCAUACUGUAAUUAAUGUGUUGUUUUGACUGUUGCCUUAAAGGAGCUCUGUAAGAUAUUUAGAGCUUAUUUAUACUUCAGUGGUUGUUUCACACAGUUCUCAACAUGGAGGUGGCUGAGCUGGUGGCUAGUAGCUAACAGUUCUAGUUCUGACAGAGCUAACAGUGGUAACCGGUGGCGGGGGUACCAGCCUCCGUAACAAUGUGGUCCCAGAAUCAGCAAUGACCACCAUAUGAGCGGCAGUGAUUAGCUAGUCAGUGGGAUACACACACAAGUCUCACAUGCACUAACAUGCACGCAUGGCCAGACCGUCUACCACAGUGAAAUUAUAUAAAGAUGGACGAGACUUCUCCAGUAUUCUCAAUGUACAAAAAUGAAGCCAAAAUGUUCUGGAUAUGGGCGCAGCCAUCUUGUGUUAAUGAUGUCAUUUGGAGCCAAAGUCAGCAUAGUUGUGAUUGGUGGGUGGAGUCAUGGCAUUGCCCAUGCACCCUCCUUAUCCAAUCCCGAGCAGCGGCAUUGCUCUUGAGUACACACAGCUGCUAAUCAUGACGUCACACCCCCUGUUUAGAGCAUCAAAUAACUAUUUAAAACCAAACUUCUGAGGUAAAUGAACACUUGAACAUACAUAGGCACGAUAAGAUCCACCUAAAAUGACAGAAACCAACUUUUGGAUUUUUUUUUUUGACAUUUAUUUUGAUGUUUUAGUGUGCCCAAUGUCCCAUCUCCUAACAUAGAGGGGGUGGGGCUUAUGACCUAAACUGCAGCCAGCCACCAGGGGGCGAUCAAGAUGUUUUGGCUUCACUUUUGGGGAGCUGUCAUGCUUACUAUCUUUAUAGUCUAUGGUCACACAACAGAGAACAGAGAAGCUCAGAUUACAGUGCACACAGAGGUAGCGUGACUUCCCUCUCUUCUCAAGAUACCAUUACUUUACAUAGUAAAUAUUUGUUUGCUACUAUAUCAAUACUGCAAAUAUCAGAUAGAGCUCCUUUAACUCUGUAUUGUUUUUUUUUUUUUUAGUGUAAUAUCAGGAUUAAGAAUUAUGUUAUGAAAAUGUCUGGCAGCAUAUGA
This is a messenger RNA of Epinephelus moara (kelp grouper), 3523 nucleotides long. Its product is annotated as A-kinase anchor protein 200. The transcript is spliced from 10 exons. Lineage: Eukaryota; Metazoa; Chordata; Actinopteri; Perciformes; Serranidae. The record is from RefSeq and is a predicted model, not a curated record. The coding region runs from base 98 to 2416 and encodes 772 amino acids.